AUGCCCAUCCAAAAAAUAGUGAAAUCUUUUCCAUCAACUACCUCCAAAGACCAAGUUCCAAAAUUAUUCCAUGAACCACAUGUAGAGACUGGAUUUCGACACCUUCAUCAACCAUGGAGUUAUUAUUUCUUCAGUGUAUUUCAGGUUCAUAAUGAAUGUAUGAACACGUGGACCCACCUAAUAGCAUUAUGGUUAAUUCUAUACCGAACUUACCGCCUGGCACUAGAAUUUGAUUUUAUCAAUGACCCUUAUAUGUGGCCUUUAUUAGCUAGCUUAUUAACUAUGAUUAUAUUAUAUAUUUGUAGUAGUUGUGCUCAUUGUUUCUCUAACAAAUCAGAAUCAAUUCACUAUACAUGCUUUAUGAUAGAUUAUGCUGGCAUAGGUUUAUAUGGUAUGGGUAGCACCAUGCUACAUUAUGCUUACUGUCUUCAUACUGAUAUGGUUGAUACAUGGGCCCAUCACUGGGAUGUAGAGUUAGGAGUUUGUUUAGGUGUUUUAGUAACUGUUUGCUGUUCUAUAUCUAAAACACGUUAUUCUAGACCCUACCCAUUUGUGAGAAGAAUUUGGCAGUUAUCGUCUACAUUAGCAGUAUAUGUGUGGUUGAUAUAUCCAAUAGCCUAUCGAGUUGCACUAUAUUUAUUUCAUCAUCAGUGGGAUUCCGGAUUGAGUCAUCAUAUUCAACAAAUGAUUUGGUUUUUCGCUGGUGGAUUCUUCUUCGGAUCUGACGUACCUCAAAGAUUUUGUCCAGGGAAAUUCGAUUUCAUUGGACACAGUCACCAGAUCUUCCAUAUCUGUAUUUUAAUGACAUCAUACAAACAAUUAGAUGCUGUUUAUGAAGAUAUCAAAAAUAACUGGGCUGAAAUACACAGAUUACCAGAGCCUACCUUAAUAAAUUCAUUCGGAGCAGUAUUAUUAACUAUUGUAUUAAAUAUGAUAGCUGUGAUGUACUUUAGAUCUGUUGCUUGUCGGAAAAUACAUGACAAUAAUCAACAAAAUAAUAAUAUUAAUCACAAUAAGACUGAUUAG
Messenger RNA from Lottia gigantea (owl limpet), 1026 nucleotides. RefSeq lists its product as hypothetical. Gene Ontology annotation, cellular component: membrane. Gene Ontology annotation, molecular function: signaling receptor activity. The transcript has a single exon. Lineage: Eukaryota; Metazoa; Mollusca; Gastropoda; Lottiidae. The record is from RefSeq and is a predicted model, not a curated record. Bases 1 to 1026 code for a protein of 341 amino acids.